Molecule: messenger RNA, 876 nt
Organism: Coffea arabica (coffee)
Lineage: Eukaryota; Viridiplantae; Streptophyta; Magnoliopsida; Gentianales; Rubiaceae
Molecular function (GO): zinc ion binding
Source: RefSeq, a predicted model, not a curated record
AUGCGGUGGCUAGAGGAGUGGAAAGAGCCGUUAGGGGUCCAUCGAUUCUGCUUGGUUCACAUUCGCAGUAAUUUCACUCAGAAAUUUAGGAAUGAAAGGUUAAAGAGUCUCAUAUGGGGUGCCGGAAAGGCAAAUCAGACUCGCAAGUAUGAGGAAUAUAUGAGUGUCAUCUUUAGUCUUUCACCCGAGGCAUAUGCCUGGCUAACUGGUGGAUCCGUUAGGUCGGAGCAGUGGGCCUUAUGUAAGGAUGGAGGGUAUCGUUGGGGUCAUGCAAUAACAAACAUGGUCAAGUGCUUCAAUAACUUGCUGCAAGAAAGUCGCUUCCUCCCAAUCACUGCCUUGAUUCGAUACACCUUCAACCAAAGAGUGGAUUUGUUUGUGAAAAAUCACAAGAUGACCUGGGAUCAGAUGUAUCACUUGCCACUGUAUGGAUGGAAGAAAUAUGUUGCAAAUGAGCAAAAGGGCAGGGCGCACUCGGUGCAGGUGUUCGAUCAUAGGCGGGGAAAUUAUUGCAUAACCACUGCAUAUCGCCAAACUCAUGUAGGUGGUCAUGCUCAAACCGUUGACAUUGAAAACCGUACGUGUACAUGUGAAAAAUGGAGAGAACUCAAAUUUCCAUGUUCGCAUGCGAUUGCAGCAUGUUUUAGGUCUGGCCUUAAUCUGAUGUCACUUGUCGGGCCGGAGUACACAUUUGAAGCUUAUCAAGCCACAUAUGAGAGUCCUUUCAACUCGUUAAUGGAGAGUUGGCAUAUCGGAUCCUCGGCAGCCGCCCAUCAGGGACCGAUUGGCGAUAGUGUUCUGUAUCUACAGUUCGAGCAUAGGUCCGCCGCAGUUUUCAAUGGCGUAGGUGCAGACUUUGAUGUUAGGAAGAUGUGA